CUCAAACUGCCAGCCUGCACACACUCAGCCAACAACACACACACCCUCCCCCUGACCAGGAAACGAAACCGAACUCCAGCUCAACACCGGCGUGUGUGAGUGUGUGUAGCCAAGGCCCGGUGCUGCUGUGGCCUAAUGGCAGCUUUGAGGAGCGGACCAGGAGCGACAGGACCCCGGCGGAGAGGACUCCCUGCAGCGGCCACCCUCCUCACGGUGCUGCUCACCUGCUGCGUCAGGUGCUCUGCACAGACCGACAAACCGAGCAACAUCAUCCUCAUCCUCGCCGACGAUCAGGAUGUUCAUCUGGGGGGGAUGACCCCCAUGAAGAAAACUAAAGCCUUAAUAGGAGAAGCAGGAGCAACAUUUGUGAAUGCUUUCACCGUCACGCCGCUGUGCUGCCCCAGCAGGAGCAGCAUUCUGACCGGUCAGUACCCCCACAACCACGAGGUGAGGAACAACUCACUGUCAGGGAACUGCUCCAGCAUUCAGUGGCAGAAAGGCCCCGAGUCCACGGCCUUCCCCAUCUACCUCAACAAGCAGAAGUACCAGACGUUCUUCGCUGGGAAAUAUCUCAACCAGUAUGGUAAAAAAGACGAAGGAGAGGUUGGUCAUGUUCCACCGGGCUGGGACCAGUGGCAUGCAUUGGUGGGGAACUCGCAGUACUAUAACUACACACUGUCAGUCAACGGCAAAGAGGAAAAGCAUGCAGACAGUUAUGAACAGGACUACUUCACCGACCUGAUCACGAACCGGUCGCUUCACUUCCUGGAUGACAGGAGCCCUCAGCAUCCCUUCUUCCUGAUGCUUUCCCCCCCCGCGCCUCACUCCCCCUGGAUGGCAGCCCCGCAGUACCAGAAGGAGUUCAGCGACGUUAAAGCUCCUCGAGGCGGGAGCUUUGACAAACCAGGGAAGGACAAACACUGGCUGCUGCGUCAGCCUGUCAGCCCCAUGCCCAAAACCUCCCUCACCUUCCUGGAUAAUGCGUAUAGGAAGAGAUGGCAGACCCUGUUAUCUGUGGACGACAUGGUGGAGCUGCUGGUGAAGAAACUUGAAAGCAUAAAGGAACUGGACAACACCUACAUCAUCUACACCUCUGAUAACGGAUACCACACAGGUCAGUUCUCUUUGCCCAUUGACAAGAGGCAGCUGUAUGAAUUUGACAUCCGGGUCCCACUCAUGGUCCGCGGUCCUGGCAUCAAACCCAACCAGACACUGCAGGCUCCAGUGCUGAAUAUUGACCUGGCUCCCACCAUUCUGGACAUAUCUGGUGUCAACCUGACAACUCUGAAUGUGGAUGGGCAGUCGUUCCUCUCUCAGAUGGCCCCAACGCUGCGUAAUGGCACUGCACGCCCCUUUUUCCUUGUUGAAUACACCGGAGAGGGACAUGAAAAAACUGACCCCGCUUGUCCUAAACUGGGCCCUGGACUUUCUCAAUGUUUCCCGGACUGCGUGUGUGAAGACGCCUACAACAACACCUACGCCUGUGUCAGGACCCUCGACAAGGGACACGACCUGCAGUACUGCGAGUUCGCAGACAGCGAGUCAUUUGUAGAAGUGUACAACCUGACGUCAGACCCCCACCAGCUGGUGAACAUCGUGAAGUCGGUGGACCCGACCGUCCUGCAGGCGAUGAACCAGCGGCUCAUAAAGCUCCAGUCCUGUCAGGGCGACAGCUGCCGGGACGUCAAGUAAAGCAGAGUCAGCGCUCUGUCAAAGCUGCUUCAUGCCCUCAGUGGAAGACGGGUUGGUUUAUCUGACUGUUUUCCCGAAUUUUACCACAAGUAUGAUAGCUGGAUCGGGCUUUUUAAUGACCAUGUUUCUUGUGUUGUGACAUGUCUCCGUAGGAAAAGCACUGGUGUUAAUAAUAAAAAGGAAGGAUGGCUGGAUUCUAUUUAGCUGCUUCAGUUUCAGGGUCCUGGUAUUGUGCACUGUCACUCUGUCAUGGUUUACUGGGACAUUUGAAUAGAAAAAAGCCAUUGUUAAAGGAAAUGUGUUUUGGGAAAUUAGCUUUCUUGCUGAGAGUUAUAUUCUGAAUAUCCUUUGAAGUCAUGGGCUAGAUAAAUAAUAAAGCUACAGUUAGCAGGUGGUAAGCUUAGGCUGGGAAACGGCUAGCCCGGAUCUACCUUUACCUCUAAAGCUCAAUACUUAGAAUUGUACAUCUUUCUAAGACCGAAGUGCCAGUGCCUAUUUCUUGGUUGGGAAGAAAGAAAUCGUCCUUAAAGUAAUACAGAUAGUGCUUGCACAACUACAAGGGUUUUUUUUGUUGCAUAUUUCCCAAAUGUUUCCUUUUAAAUGUAUUCCUAACACCUGUGUUUUUCUUACAAUGACAUGCCAAAAUGUGUGCAAUGAAAAUGUUCCGUCUGUUUUUUUCCCGAGCUGUGCUCAUACAUCUCGCAUUAAGUUUACUAUAUGUUAUUUUAAGAUAACUCCUUACCCAGUUUAUAUAGUGCAGAUCUGCAGUCCAGUCAGUCAGUCCUUCUUGUUCUGCAUCUCUACGUAUGAACGGAAUAAAACGCUUUUUAAUGAUUUUUACCAUUAUUCAAGGUUCAAAUGCCAAACUAAAAUGUGUGUUCAAAUGACACAUAACCAAAUAUUCACUUGUACACUGUGGAUGUCAUGUAUUCAAUCAUCUCUAAGGGAAUAGUUUGAUAUGUUAGGAGUGGGAAAUGAGAAGAUUGAUGCCACUCAUAUGUCCGUCUGUCCAUAAAAAGCAGAUGGUAAACUCACUUGGCACAAUAAAGACAUUUGGAAAUAGGGGAAACAACUAGUCUGGUGCUGUUCAAAGGUAAACAAAAUCCACCUAGCUGCAGCUCUAUAGCUCACCAAUCAAAAUGUCAUAUAUUGUUUGGUUAAUUCAGAUAAAAACUUUGCAAAUUGCAACUUUAUCAAGGAAUGCGGGACUGUUUCUUGAGUCCCUGAAUUUAGCUUGGAAGGAAAUAGACCAACUGAAGGAAAAAAAACAAUAAAACUACUAUUUGUCGUUUUGACAGGUCAGUUUGUGUAUAAAUUAAACAAACAAUUUUAAACUUUAAUGGUCAUGCUACAUUUAUUUGGUUACCCUUGCACAGAGCCAGGCUUGCUGUUUCCAGUCCUUUUGCUGCUGGCGUUAUCUUCAUUUUUAUCGUGAAGACCUUCUAUUCAAACACUUUGCAAUAUUACCUAUGCAUGGUAAAGCUCUUUUCUGAAUAUUUUUAACUCAUACUUUUAUAUCUAUUCAGCAGUACUUGAGUUCUGACACAAAGGCUUUUUUAAUUGGACAUCGGGAUGUGUUGGAUUAUUUCUCCUAUUUGUGCCUCGGAUUUAAAGAAUUAACAUCAUUUUAGUUUUUCAAUCCUGAUGUUUUGUUUAUUACAAUAUUUGACACUGUGUAUAAUUAGUAACAUUUUUAUUGAGCCUUUUUAAACAGAAAGAUGGAAAAAGUGCUGUGAUACUUUUGAGAUAUGUUGAGGAUUUUGUAAUUGUGAGAAAGGGGAAAUUGUACCUGGUACCAUAUGAAAUGAACGCUUUGAUCCUGUGUGCCUUGUGUUUGCACUGACGAGGCUCACGUGCCUUAAAUGUGAAUGUAUUUGCAAUGUGAUUAAAUUAAAAAUAAAUCAGAAGCAUUUAAAUGAA
Trematomus bernacchii (emerald rockcod) is the source of this 3612-nucleotide messenger RNA. It is a transcript of the gene gnsb, whose product is annotated as glucosamine (N-acetyl)-6-sulfatase (Sanfilippo disease IIID), b. Gene Ontology annotation, biological process: glycosaminoglycan metabolic process. The transcript has 13 exons. The record is from RefSeq and is a predicted model, not a curated record. The coding region runs from base 136 to 1692 and encodes 518 amino acids. Gene Ontology annotation, molecular function: N-acetylglucosamine-6-sulfatase activity; glycosaminoglycan binding. NCBI's taxonomy places the organism in Eukaryota, Metazoa, Chordata, Actinopteri, Perciformes, Nototheniidae.